This is a messenger RNA of Leptopilina boulardi, 2500 nucleotides long. RefSeq names its product protein UBASH3A homolog (gene Epp). Bases 43 to 1881 code for a protein of 612 amino acids. Gene Ontology annotation, molecular function: protein binding. The record is from RefSeq and is a predicted model, not a curated record. The transcript has 4 exons. Lineage: Eukaryota; Metazoa; Arthropoda; Insecta; Hymenoptera; Figitidae.
UUUACUUUUGCUCAAUUAUAAAAGUGUGUUAUCAGUGAUGUCAUGGCGACUUUACCGCCUAGAAAGAAUCCAACUCCAACAAAAAUUUCUAAAGAACACCUUACACCUUUGCAAAUUUUACUUCAAUUAGGAUUUCCAAAACAAAGAGCAGAAAAAGCAUUGACAGCAACGGGACAUCGAAGUGUUCAACUUGCUUCGGAUUGGCUUCUUGCUCAUGUUCGUGAUCCAACAUUAAAUUCCGAUGAACCAAGAGAAUAUGUAUUAUAUGCUUGUCCAACUGGACAAUUUGCUGAAAGUCUUGUAAAAUUUUGGAAAGAAAGCAAAGAACUCGGUUGGAAUGGAGCUCACAAUUAUAUGCCACACAUCACUCUCAUCUCUUUUUUUAAAGCACCAGAUGAAUCAGCUGAAAAAAUGUCGAAUGCAUUGGAAAAUUUAAUAAAUCGCAAUGAAUGUCCUGAAUAUAUUAAUUUAGAAACUUAUAUAUCGCCAAAUUUUAUGGGUUUAUUUGUUGAGGAUAAACAUGCCGAAUGGUUGAAAUCAUUAGCCGUCCAAUAUUGUAAAAAAUUAAUAAAUCUUGGUAUAAAUGUUGAACCACAUACAAAAUCAUUACAUCUUUCGCUUGCUUAUCAAUUUUCAAGUAGUCAUUUUCAACAUUUACGUUCAAUGGUGGAAAAAUUGGAAUCAAGCACAGCAAUAAAUUGGGAAUUAAGAUUAUAUUCAAGAGAUUCACGAUUAAAAAAUAUGCAUGUUCAUGGUGUUUUACAUACACAUGUACCAAGACAACAUGAUGAAUUAGAAUUGAGACCAGGUGAUUAUAUUUAUUUACCAGAAGGUGCAUCGAAUUCAUCACUCGAUGGAUGGGUUGAGGGAAUAUCAUGGUUAACUGGAACAACAGGAUAUUUACCAUUGAAUUAUACAAAAAGAUCAGCUGAAUCCGAUUCAUGGACUUUACAUACGUCAAUUUCAAUAACUGAAAAUAUAAUAGAAAAUAUAGAGCAUGAAAUACCUAAAAGUCGAAGGCCUCCUAUAUUAUCAAGUACUGAAUCUUUGGAUACACCCGAUGGAAUCGCUCCCGAAACUGAAGCGAUGGAAGCAUCGGAACCACCAUCAACUGCCGCAAGACAAAUUUUCAUCUGUCGUCAUGGUGAACGUGUUGAUUUUACAUUUGGCGCAUGGAUUCCCUAUUGUUUUGAAUCAAAUGGCUGUUAUAUACGUCGCGAUUUAAAUAUGCCAAAAGAAAUACCACAGAGAAAUAUACAAGACUUUCAAAAUGAUUGUCCAUUAACAACAUUAGGUGAAUUACAAGCGAGCCUUGUUGGUGAGGCAAUGAAAGGUGCAAAUGUUAAAAUAGACGUUGCAUUUUCAUCGCCAUCAUUACGUUGUAUACAAACAUUAUCAAAAAUUUUAAAAGGUCUUGGUUGUUUAAAUGUGCCAAUUAAAAUUGAACCUGGUCUAAUUGAAUGGCUCGCAUGGUAUCCAAAUGGAACACCAACAUGGAUGACAUGCGAUGAAUUAUUAAAAGCUGGCUUUAAUAUUGAUAUGAAUUAUAGUCCAAUUAUAAAAAUUGAAAAUUUACCAACUAAAGAAAAUGCUGCACAAUAUUAUGAGAGAAGUUAUUCAUUAAUGAAAGAUAUUAUUGGCAAUAGUGAGGGUAAUAUUUUAAUUGUUGCUCAUGCCGCAUCGUUGGCAGCAUGCACUAAACAAUUAACUGGCGGUAAAAUACCACCGGCUGCUGAAGUUACAAGAUUGGUACAAAGAGUUCCAUAUUUAGCGUGUUUAACAGCACGUGAAAGUGUUGAUGGUUGGCAAUUACAACCACCUCCAUUUCCACCUGUUACACAUACCAGUAAUAGUCGAUUCGAUUGGAAAAUAUUAAUGUAAAUAUAAUUAAUAGCCACAUAAAUAUAUAUAGAAUUUAUUAUGUUUCUGAGAUUUAACAGAAAAAGAAAAACGUGUUCAUCGCAGAUUUAAGAAUAUUUUUUUAAAGAUAAAUCUAUUUUUUGUGUUCAGAUUAAUUUUUUUUUAAAUUAUUCCUCGAUGUUAGUAUUUUUUGUAAAUUAGUUAAAUUUAAAUUUUUACUAUAGCUAAUUAAUGUUUUUUUUUUAUUAUUAUUAAUGUUAUAUUUUGAAAAUAGUUCAGUUGAAAUUUUUGACAUGAAUUCUUCAAAGUUUUCAAGAUAUUAUUAUUAGCCGUGCCAGUAUAUUCUUUCUUUUUAAAAAUUUUGUCUUUUGUAAUUUAAAUUUAAUUACAGAAUGUAGUGAUCAAAGUAGUGAAUUUACAAUUUUAGGAUUCAAUUUGAAGAAUUCAGAAUUUUUGUAGAUUGGUGAUAUUUUAGUAUGUGACUUUAUGUCCAGACCAAUGAAUUAAUAGUACAUUUUAAAAUACAACGAUACUAUGUUUUAAAAACAAAUUGUGAUUAUGCAUUUAAUACGCGACAUACGAAAUUUAUAUUGUAUGUAUAAGAGUGUUUUACUGAUAGUAAAUCUGGAUUUAAUUUUUA